Messenger RNA from Cordyceps fumosorosea ARSEF 2679, 1365 nucleotides. RefSeq names its product kinesin light chain 1. The record is from RefSeq and is a predicted model, not a curated record. Gene Ontology annotation, molecular function: protein binding. NCBI's taxonomy places the organism in Eukaryota, Fungi, Ascomycota, Sordariomycetes, Hypocreales, Cordycipitaceae. The transcript has a single exon. Bases 1 to 1365 code for a protein of 454 amino acids.
AUGUCGCCAGAGCUCAACUCAUACGAAGACCGAAUGUUGUACUCGACGUGGAACAUCACUUUCAGCAGCAUAGAGCAACGUAAUAAGUUGUCGGCAAACCUAGUUCGAUUUUGGGCAUACCUCAACAAGGACGAUGUUUGGUUUGAGCUGCUAAAACAGGAUAUCCCCAACAGUCCAGACUGGUUUCGUCAGCUCGGUGAUGAACUCUGCUUCACGCAGGCCAUGCGGGUGCUCAGUCAAUUCCGGCUGGUUGAGCCCAACUCAUGGAUAGCGGAACCGAUUGAGACUGGUGGCUACAGCAUGCACAGUUGUGUGCACUCAUGGACUGUCAACGUCUUGAACGCCGAGCGAGACAAUGCUCUGGCAAAGCUAGCCGUCCAGUGCAUCGCCUCGCAUGUGCCGCGUAGGGGUGAGCCGUUUUGGUGGAUAACGCAGGGCCGGCUGCGAUUGCACGCCGCACAGUACCCAUGCGACACGAUUGAUAAGUUGAGUGCGACAGACAACUUGGAAUAUGCCAUGUUUCGACUGGCAAACCUUGCUCUGGAUCAAGAUAACCUGGAAGCCGCCGAGCCUUUGCUCGAGCGCACACUCAAGCUUCAACAAACAUCACGCGGGUUGGACGACCUUGCCACGCUCAGCACCAUGAACGUUAUGGGUGCUCUGCGCAGACGCCAAACGAGAUUUGACGAGGCUCAUGAUUCGUACACGCGAGUGUUGGGCUCCGCCGGCAGUACCACGGAUGAGGCGGUUGCCUGUCGACUCGACGCGAUGUACAAUCUUGGCUGUCUUCAUCUAUACAAGGACCAGCCCGACGAAGCGGAGCGCUUCUUUCAGCAAGCACAGAGCGCAUACGAAAAGGCGGAAGGGUAUGAGGACAAGCUAUUUGAGCUCGAUUUGCUGGACUACAUGGGCAUCGUGCAUCGAAAGCUGGCGAGGCUAGACAAGGCCGUCAAGCUGCAUCGAAAGGCCGUUGAAGGUAAGACCGAGCUCCUAGGUCGCGGUCACAUGUCCACGUUAGACAGCACCGUCAAUCUCGCGUUGGCACUCUUUUGGCAGCAGGAGCUGGGAGAGGCCGGGAAACUCCUCUGGAAUGUCUGCAUGGGACGCGUGCAGGCCCUCGGCUCUCGCCACAUCUUAACGAUGGACGCGUUUUCGCUGUGGGACAACGUCCAGUUCCUGAGCUCCAACCCAAAAGAGGCCGAGAAGAUCCCGGGUAUGCUGGAGCGAGGUGCCAGUGGCGGCGUCGGCAGCAGUGGUGGCGAGCCUGACAUGUGCCACGUCAACUUUGCUGCGUUUUUCAGGUUCAUCUGCAGGCAACGGCCGGGACUUCGGUGGCACUCUUUGUACAAGGACCCUGAGUUGUGA